Molecule: messenger RNA, 4245 nt
Organism: Hyla sarda
Lineage: Eukaryota; Metazoa; Chordata; Amphibia; Anura; Hylidae
Product: trichohyalin-like
Exons: 2
Coding region: 134-2095 (653 amino acids)
Source: RefSeq, a predicted model, not a curated record
GGCCCGGAGAGGAGAAGAGGGCCUCCCGGUGAAGAUGGAUAGCUCAGAAUGACUAACCCUCCCCACCGGACGGUCCCUGCAGCAUAGAUGGCCCGGACCAGCUCACCCUUCCUUUCCACCAAGGGGAGAAAUCAUGGCUUAUAAAAGGAUGGCUUUGUCCAAGCUGAAGCACAGGCAUAGACUAAGUCCAAUAAGUGAGGAUGGGCUAAAACUCCUCUGUCUAAUAGGACAGGAGAGAGUACAGAGGAGUCCUAUCAGACAGGAGAGAGUACAGAGGAGUCCCAUCAGACAGGAGAAAGCACAGAGGAGUCCCAUCAGACAGGAGAGAGUACAGAAGAGUCCUAUCAGACAGGAGAGAGCACAGAGGAGUGCUCUCAGACAGGAGAGAGCACAGAGGAGUGCUAUCACACAGGAGAGAGCACAGAGGAGUGCUAUCAGACAGGAGAGAGCACAGAGGAGUGCUAUCAGACAGGAGAGAACACAGAGGAGUCCUAUCAGACAGGAGAGAACACAGAGGAGUCCUAUCAGACAGGAGAGAACACAGAGGAGUACUAUAAGACAGGAGAGAACACAGAGAAGUACUAUCAGACAGGAGAGAGCACAGAUGAAUCCUAUCAGACAGGAGAGAGCGAAGAGGAGUCCUAUCAGACAAGAGAGAGCACAGAGGAGUGCUAUCAGACAGGAGAGAGCACAGAGGAGUGCUAUCAGACAGAAGAGAUCACAGAGGAGUCCUAUCAGACAGGAGAGAGCCCAGAGGAGUACUAUCAGACAGGAGAAAGCACAAAUGAAUCCUAUCAGACAGGAGAGAGCGAAUAGGAGUCCUAUCAGACAGGAGAGAGCGAAGAAGAGUUCUAUAAGACAGGAGAGAACACAGAGGAGCAUUAUCAGACGGAGCAUUAUCAGACAGGAGAGAGCACAGAGGAGCAUUAUCAGACAGGAGACAGUACAGAGGAGUGCUAUCAGACAGGAGAGAGCACAGAGGAGUACUGUCAGACAGGAGAGAGCACAGAGGAGUACUGUCAGACAGGAGAGAGUACAGAGCAGUCCCAUCAGACAGGAGAGAGCACAGAGGAGUACUAUCAGACAGGAGAGGGAACAAAGGAGUACUAUCAGACAGGAGAGGGCACAGAGGAGUGCUAUCAGAUAUGGGAGAGCACAGAGGAGUCCUAUCAGACAGGAGAGAGCACAGCGGAGUCCUAUCAGACAGGAGAGAGCACAGCAGAGUCCUAUCAGACAGGAGAGAGCACAGCAGAGUCCUAUCAGACAGGAGAGAGCACAGAGCAGUCCCAUCAGACAGGAGAGAGUACAGAGCAGUCCCAUCAGACAGGAGAGAGCACAGAGGAGUCCUAUCAGACAGGAGAGAGCACAGAUGAGUACUAUCAGACAGGAGAGACCACAGAGGAGUCCUAUCAGACAGGAUAGAACACAGAGGAGCAUUAUCAGACAGGAGAGAGCACAUAGGAGCAUUAUCAGACAGGAGAGAGCACAGAGGAGUAUUAUCAGACAAGAGAGAACACAGAGGAGUACUAUCAGACAGGAGAGAGCACAUAGGAGUCCUAUCAGACAGGAGAGAGCACAGAGGAGAGCUAUCAGACAGGAGAGAGCACAGAGGAGAGCUAUCAGACAGGAGAGAGCACAGAGGAGCACUAUCAGACAGGAGAGAGAGCACAUAGGAGUCCUAUCAGACAGGAGAGAGCACAGAGGAGUGCUAUCAGACAGGAGAGAGCACAGAAAAGUGCUAUCAGACAGGAGAGAGCACAGAGGAGUGCUAUCAGACAGGAGAGAGCACAGAGGAGUGCUAUCAGACAGGAGAGAGCACAGAGGAGUGCUAUCAGACAGGAGAGAGCACAAAGGUGUCCUAUCAGACAGGAGAGAGCACAGAGGAGUAUUUUCAGACAGGAGCAUUAUCAGAGAGGAGAGAGCAAAGAGGAGCAUUAUCAGACAGGAGAGAGCACAGAGGAGUACUAUCAGACAGGAGAGAGCACAGAGGAGUACUAUCAGACAGGAGAGAGCACAGAGGAGCAUUAUCAGACAGGAGAGAGCACAGAGGAGUAUUAUCAGACAGGAGAGAACACAGAGGAGUACUAUCAGAUAGGAGAGAGCACAGAGGAGUAUUAUCAGACAGGAGAGAACACAGAGGAGUACUAUCAGAUAGGAGAGAGCACAGAGGAGUGCUAUCAGACAGGAGAGAGCACAGAGGAGUAUUAUCAGACAGGAGAGAACACAGAGGAGUACUAUCAGAUAGGAGAGAGCACAGAGGAGUGCUAUCAGACAGGAGAGAGCACAGAGGAGUACUAUCAGAAUGACAAGAGAGAGCACAGACGAGUAUUAUCAGACAGGAGAGAGCACAGAGGAGCAUUAUCAGACAGGAGAGAGAAUAAAAUACAUGCAUUAGCAAGGACUCUUAGAAUGUGUAUUUUGGCAUAUCAUAUUGAAUGUAUUUUGGGAAGUAAAGAUCCAAAAAGAAUUUCUGCAAACAGCUGUUUUUUUGUGGGCUGUAGCCCCAAAAACAUCUGAAAAUAUGACCCAAUACAUUUGUAAAAGGAGACUCUAAAAUGGCUCAAAAGCAAAAAGGCUAAAAAAAAGUGAGUUUUUCAGACUUUUUUUGGCCUGUAAAACAGCUGAUUUCAUAUCAAGAUAAAAGCCUCAAAAAAUGGUGUGUGUAACCAUAACCUCACGUCAGACAUUUGUCAAAAGAUUAACAUGAAUCUUUCCUUAGUGAUAUAAGACUAACUCUAAUGCCAUGUUGCUGUAACAUGGCAUUCCUGGUACAAUCUACAAUGAACUUAAGCCCUCAGGGCAUAUUUCCGCAGGUCAGAGUUUUUGCAGGAAUUUUUGUAGCUACCAAUUAUUUCCAUUUAGAUGACUAAGGCAGCCAUAGUGAUCUAACACACUGAUAUAUUAGUUGACACAUUUAGAAACAAAUUAAUAUGUGUUUGGGGGAGAUUUAUCAAAACCUGUCCAGAGGAAAAGUUUCCCACAGCAACCAAUCAGAUCGCUUCUUUCAUUUUUAACAAGGCGCCUGCAAAAUAAAAGAAGCGAUCUGAUUGGUUGCUAUGGGCAACUUUUCCUUUGCACAGGUUUUGAUGAAUCUCUCCCAAUGAGUUGUUUAGAAAAGUACUGUAAAAUAUGGUGCAGUGUAUACCCUCUGUAUACUAAGAGAUCUUGGCCAAUGAAGCGGGCAGCGUGUGCACUUGGAAGGUAGCGGAGGCUUAGCAGUGAACUUUAGAGGAUUGCUAAUGCACUCUCAGCAGCUCUAUAUAGAACACAUGACUGCACAUAUGCUGACAGAUGGUUAGUGGACCUUAGAGAGGUGACAAGUACUUCUCACAUUUUGUUUACACCUAGCACGCCCUGGUAGCUAUGAAAAGCAAUAUUUAUAAGACAAACACAAAAGUGCAAGUAAAAUACAGCAAAUGCACAUAGCAGACCCUUUUACCUGCCCUCUUUAUAAUCUCCAUUAUGGGCCAUGGUCACCAAACACAAGAAACCCUACACAAACACAAGUCCAUUAUCAAGAUUGUGUCUUCAAUGAAUGGGCAUCCUCUGAUGACAUUCGGUCUUGUUCUACAGUUCCGUCAUUGGCCAUCCAUGGUGACUAUUUUAGGACAACCUUCAUGUGGGUAACUGCUCCAAACUGCCCCUAUUGAGGUACCAUAUUAAGAAAGCAUAGGAAAGGGUUAAAUAAAGGCAUGGUGAAGAAAAUGUCCAAAACAAGGUGAGCUCCAGUAGUGGUUGCCAGGGUCCUGCAGACCACACCCUUCAAGCGGUAAUAUAUUCGUCCCGCAAUGGUGUCACCCUCAGAUGGCUUGCUUGCCCACCAGAAAGGAAAACUGUGGGGAGGAAAGCGAGAAACACAAUCUUGCUACACAACAUCCUUAGGAAGGUUAUGUAAUUGCUGGAAGAGAAGAGACCUCUGAGGGAGCCCUGGAGGCGGUGUCAAAAUCCACGUAGUUCCAGGGUGAAGAGUCUUGGCCAGCGUUCCAGCCCCCCUAGCCCCCCACCCCAGUUCUCUGCUAGCCUGAUAUUGUUAUUCAGUGUUUUAUGGGGAAAAAUUACUUCAGGGAGUUGGUGAAUUUCCUACACCAGAAGACACCAACCCUAGUGACACCACCAGGUCACGUGGAUUCCCCCUCUUCAAAGGAGAACUCCAGACCAUAAAAAUUGUCCCCCAUAGUGCCGGCAGUAAAAAAAUAAAGAUGUACAUACCUUCCUCCGCUCCCCCGGGGCCUCCGGUAACCGGCU